GUACGCGUCUCUGUGGAAAGGAUGCCUGACGCUUUACACGGGGCGAGGAGGCGAACUGCAUAAAAUCGGGGAGUUCUGCAUGGUCUACUCAGAAGUGCCAAACUUCAGUGAGCCCAACUCGGAACACGUCGGGCAAAACAAACUGGCACAGGGUGAACAGAAUAAUAGUUCUGCAUCGAGUAAUAUGGGUUCUUGUACUUUUGGGCCACUGGGAAAUGGUUUACAAACUGGACCUGAAUCGAGUGGAUUUCCUUUUACAUAUAAUCACGGCCACACUUAUGCAGGUAGUGGGAGAGGCAGUGGACGAGGACCUGUAAAUCCAGCACCAGCUAAUAGCGUUCAGCCUCACCUCCCUGCUGUCAGUAACGGGAGGGACCCACGCAGAGCCUUUAAAAGAUGA
Apaloderma vittatum (bar-tailed trogon) is the source of this 400-nucleotide messenger RNA. RefSeq names its product nucleic acid binding protein 1 (gene NABP1). NCBI's taxonomy places the organism in Eukaryota, Metazoa, Chordata, Aves, Trogoniformes, Trogonidae. Gene Ontology annotation, cellular component: SOSS complex. The transcript is spliced from 4 exons. The record is from RefSeq and is a predicted model, not a curated record. The annotation marks the transcript as partial. Gene Ontology annotation, molecular function: DNA binding. Gene Ontology annotation, biological process: double-strand break repair via homologous recombination; response to ionizing radiation; mitotic cell cycle checkpoint signaling.